GUUCUAUUUUCUUUCUCUGUUUUCUCCAUCUCUCGCUCUCUGUCUCUCAUUCAUGGUGGAUCUUCCCCAAGUUCUUGGCGUCUCCUUUCGAAACUUCUGCAAAUCCUACAAAUCCUUCUUUAAAAAAUGGCAUUCUAAGGUCAAGAAUUCCAAGAAGAAUACCGAUGUUGCUGAUUCGAAGCACGACGGCUCGUCCGACGCCAUUGAUAACAACAACAAUGGACCUUCUAAGGAUCGUGAAGAAAUUAAUAAGGAAGGACCGCGACAGAUGACGAAGAAAGGCGGUUUGAGCUUUAGACAUGGAAGCCGGAGUAUGAGGGAGAACGAUCCGAAGAUUUCCAGGCAUCGAAGCUAUGAUAGUUCUAUGUUCAGGAAUGCGAGUCGGAGAGGUCUAAAUCCGCAGCCAUCGUCAUCGUCUCAGUUUCGGAGCGUAAGCAGGAGGAGCGCGGAAUCGAUGCCGUCUCGGUUAAACAGCGGGUUGAGCGUCGAUUCGGCGUCGUCUUCUCCAAUGCUGUCUAAAAGCGGUAGCCGGAGGAGCACGACGCCGAUCAUGUUCUCGAAUUCCUCCGGUGUGCUGAAACCGCCGCCGAUCGAGAAGCAGCUUGAAUGCACUCUGGAGGAGCUCUGCUUUGGAUGCAUGAAGAAAAUUAAGGUCACAAGAGACGUCAUCUUGAACACAGGGCAAGCAAUAGAGGAAGAGGAAACGGUAACAAUAAGAGUGAAGCCAGGGUGGACGAAGGGGACAAAGAUAACAUUUGAAGGAAUGGGGAAUGAAAGGCCAGGUAGUUAUCCAGCUGACGUAUCGUUCGUGAUAGUUGAGAAACAACACUUAUAUUUCAAAAGAGAAGGGGACGAUUUGAAGCUAACGGUGGAAAUUCCUUUGUUGAAAGCCCUAACUGGUUGCACCAUUUCAAUACCUUUGUUGGGAGGAGAUGUAAUGAGCCUCAGGACACAUGACGUCAUUUGGCAUGGUUGUGUGAAGAUCAUUAAAGGUCAAGGUAUGCCAAAACUUAAAGAGGAGGCAAAUAGAGGCAACUUGAAAGUAAAGUUUUUAACCGAGUUUCCAACUGAAUUAACUGACCAACAAAGAUCCGACGUAUGUCGGAUUUUGGAAGGUUCUACCUAUUCUUAGUUUAGAAAAUUAGUAGAUUUAGAAUUGUACUAUAGUUUGUUUGUAAUUUAUGUUUUGGUUUUUG
Messenger RNA from Cucurbita pepo subsp. pepo (vegetable marrow), 1196 nucleotides. RefSeq lists its product as uncharacterized. The record is from RefSeq and is a predicted model, not a curated record. Gene Ontology annotation, cellular component: cytosol. Lineage: Eukaryota; Viridiplantae; Streptophyta; Magnoliopsida; Cucurbitales; Cucurbitaceae. Gene Ontology annotation, molecular function: protein-folding chaperone binding.